Molecule: messenger RNA, 2402 nt
Organism: Acaromyces ingoldii
Lineage: Eukaryota; Fungi; Basidiomycota; Exobasidiomycetes; Exobasidiales; Cryptobasidiaceae
Exons: 4
Coding region: 51-2354 (767 amino acids)
Source: RefSeq, a predicted model, not a curated record
CAGCUUGUCAAGCUAUCCUAGCUGUGUGCGACCACACGUUCGGUCGAACAAUGCCUUCCAACGAUCCUGAUACGGCAACAAUGGACAGCAAGAGCAGCCGCUCGUCCGAUAAGACCCCAAGCCUGCCCAUCUCGAAAUCAGCCUCCAACACCAGCCUGGUGCCCUCGGCCACCUCGUCUUCUUCGCUCUCGUCCUCGCCUUUCGGUUCCAGAUGGCAUCAUCACAAGAACAAAGCCUCGCAUGAUUCCGCAAUCUCGCAUGCGAUAUUGGGACCCGCCAUAUCGUCCAUUGCUGCUCACAAUCCUUUUAGCAUCGGACAUUUGACAGAGGAUGGAAAGGAGCAUCGGCAGGGAAUACAUCACUCAAAGGUCCCAAGCGGUGACUACGAUUACGAGGGAAAGAAGAGCCUCGAAGAUGGUAGCGUGGUUGGAGAAGGCGAAGCAAAUGACGAGCAUGCCUCUUUGCAGAAGAAGGAGCGGAGGAGGAAGCGAGACCUUUUCAAGCGAGCGGCCGGAAGAAGCUUGUCGCCGUUUCGCUACCACCAUGGCGAGAAACGGAGUGGCAGAAAGGCCUCACUGUCGGGCGAAAGCAGUAGCAGGCUCAACACAAGGGACAGCAUCGACGUAGAACGCGAGCGAGGGCGCGAGCAAGGUGGAGAUGGAGCUAUGACGGACGGAGAGAGCGACGGAGAAAGCAUCAGAAGCGGCAUCACCCCAAGGAACAAUGCAUUCGGCGGUGGGGAUAGCGAUGAUGAAGACCUCGCCAGCAUCAAUGAGAUCCGGGAUCAAAGUGGCGCAACGGCGGCAGAUAUCAGGGCAAGAAAUCAGGAAAGACAUACGCAUGAGGAUGCAGAAGACGAGAAAGGAGGAAGGGAAGGAGAUGAGACGGAAGAAGAAGAUGAAGAUGACCUCAUUUAUUUUGACGACGAAACACUCGACAACACGCUCUUUAAUGCCGGGUGCAUUGGACUGCACGAUGCAUGGCAGAAGGACGAUAACCAUUCGUCAAAAGGCCCCGAAGUCUACUACGGUCCCGAUGACUACGACGCCGCAUGGGGUGGUGCUGGUCCGACUGGGCAUGACGAAGGGGACGAAGGCUUGCGGGCGCCCAACGUCGUCAUUGGCGAGCAAUACGGUCACUCCCUCGAUGAGUUCGAAGGUGAUGGACUGAACGUUCUUCAGAAAGAGGAGGACAAGCCUGGCAAGAUCAACAGGCCACCAUCUGCCACGUCAUCGGAGAUGUCGCCCGAAGCGAGCAACAACAAGAGCACAUAUGAACAGUGGAAGUGGGCUCACCAGGACGAGAAACAGUCAGUAUCGCCUUCGCAGAAGCUCAGCGCAUCGAGACCCAUCUUCGAAAGGAACCGAUGCACCAUCACGCUUGUUCACGGAGAGUACGAGCGUUGGGCAAAGGAGAGCAAGCGCCCCAAGAGGUACAUUGUGGCCAGCGAUGGCAGUGAAGAGAGUUCUUAUGCCAUCGAGUGGACAAUCGGAACUGUACUCCGCGACGGCGAUGAGAUGCUUGUUGUAUCAGUCAUGGAGACGGAUACAAAGCUUGACAGCACAGACCCUCAUCACGAAGACAGGGCAGCCCGGCGAGAACAUCAGAUGAUUCGUCAAUCAAUGUGCGUCGUUCUGGCGCGACGAGCCACAGCUGUGCUCCAACGAACAAGGCUAGGUGUAAAGGUGUCCUGUCAAGCUCUGCACGCCCGCAACUCGCGCCAUAUGUUCAUCGACAUGAUUGACUUCUUCGAGCCUACGAUGUGUGUUGUUGGAUCGAGGGGCCUGGGCAGCCUCAAGGGCGUCCUGCUCGGAAGCUUUUCACACUACUGCGUCCAGAAAAGUCCUGUUCCCGUCAUGGUCGCUCGUAAGAGGCUCAAGCUUCCAGCAUUGCCGCGCGGAAAGGGCGAUGUCGUUUCGAACGUCAGAGCGAGGCAUAUGAGGCUGGACCAGGCCAUGAUCGAAAAGGACGCAAAUGUGGCCGAGGAAGAUCCCGAAGGCAAAGACAAACAGGACGAUGCCGGUGAAGAAAGCGAGAAGAAGCAAGAUGCUGCAGAUGCUGCUGCUGCUGAAGAAGAAGAAGGCGAUGCAAAGGAAGGGACAGACAAGAGAGAGGCAGAAAUCGGGCAAGUGGCAGAAAUCGGGAGAGAGGAGAAAGAGGACCAGGUAGUAAGGGACAAAAAUAUAAUAGAAUCGACUAGCGAGGAGGUCAAGGACAAGACAGACAAGCAGGGAGAGGGGGAUAAAGACGAAGAAGAGAGGGGUAGAAGAAGAGCAGGGGAACAUGAGAAGGUUCAGAUGGAAGAGGAGGAGCCGCGAGGUAGAAACCGCUCUAGAGUUGCAGAAGGACAGUAGCUGUCGAUCUUAUCUCGUUUCAUCUGCAGGGAAUUGUAGUCACCAGGG